AAACGUAUCAGAAUAAACUUGCUUUAGCUUCUUCUCCCAAACGAAAACGAUUCUGUCUCGUGCAAACCCUCCGCCGCCGUUCAAGUCCGGCCCGGCCACGAUCUUCACUUCCGGUGGUAACGCACGGAAGCUCUUUCUACCUCCGUUUCUCUACUCCAUAUUCCACACUGAUUCUCUCAUUCGAUUCCAUUACUGCACUUCACUCCACCGAAGAAUCAAAUAUAUCUUCAAAAUAUGGGAGCACCGAAGAAGAGUGCCGCUAGGGUUUCAGAGGAUCACGACGACCUCGUUCGCGUUCCGUUACAAGCGAUUCUCAUAGCCGAUAGUUUUACUACAAAGUUCAGACCUAUCACUCUUGAACGCCCCAAAGUGCUUUUGCCACUGGUGAAUGUUCCGAUGAUAAAUUACACAUUGACAUGGCUUGAAUCGGCUGGUGUAGAAGAGGUUUUUGUUUUCUGUUGUGCUCAUGCGAAACAGGUGAUUAACUAUUUGGAGAAAUCUGAGUGGUUUUCUCAUCCUAAUUUCACUGUAACAACUAUAGAGUCGCAGAAUUCUGUUAGUGCUGGAGACGCAAUGCGUGUUAUCUACGAGCGCAAUGUGAUACAAGGAGAUUUUGUUCUUAUCAGUGGAGAUACUGUAAGCAACAUGUCACUUACUCAAGCACUUUUAGAACAUAAAGAAAGGAAGAAGAAGGAUAGUAAUGCUGUAAUGACCAUGGUUAUCAAACGGUCUAAAACCCAUCCAGCAAUCCAUCAGUCUCGACUUGGUACCGAUGAAAUUUUCAUGGCCAUUGAUCCGAAUACGAAGCAACUUUUGUCUUAUGAGGAUAAGGCAGACUAUUCAAAAGGCACUUUACAUCUUGAAAAUUCAUUGCUUGCUGAUAAUCCUUCCCUCUCUUUGCACCAUGACAAGCAGGAUUGUUACAUCGACAUUUGCUCACCAGAAGUCCUUACCCUAUUUACAGACAAUUUUGACUACCAACAUCUUCGGCGACAUUUUGUCAAGGGACUGCUUGUUGAUGAUAUAAUGGGAUAUAAAAUUUUUGUGCAUGAAAUCCGCUCAGACUAUGCUGCAAGGAUUGAUAAUUUCCGAAGCUAUGCCACUGUCAGCAAAGAUAUAAUUCAUAGAUGGACAUAUCCACUGGUCCCUGAUGUUAUGAAUUUUGGCAACACAACUACUAAGCUUGAAAGACAGGGAAUAUAUCGUGCCUCAGAAAUUUCACAAUCACAGUCAGCUGUUGUCGGCCCGUUCUCUGUUAUUGGAUCUGGCACCAAAAUUGGCAACAACACUAACAUUUUAAAUUCCGUUGUGGGAGGAGGAUGUAAAAUCGGAUCAAAUGUACACAUAGAGGGGUGCUAUAUAUGGGACAAUGUCACCAUAGAAGAUGGUUGCGAACUUAGGCAUGCCAUUGUAUGUGAGGGGGUGAUCAUGAAAUCAGGAUCUGUUCUGGAACCUGGUGUAGUAUUGUCUUUUAAGGUUAUAGUUGGGCAGGAGUUUGUUGUUCCUCCUUAUUCACAAGUAUCGCUACUACAGCAGCCAAUUGAGGAAGAUAGCGAUGAAGAGCUCGAAUAUGCUGAUAGUACUAGUGUCAUCACCAGCACAGUGGAUAAGUCAGAGGGAGAGUUUGCUUCAGAAUUAUCGGAUGCACAUUAUAACCCUACUUCAGAGCUAGGUUUUGGUGGGGUUGGUUAUGUUUGGCCAAAAUGUGAAGGAGGGCACGAGGAAGAGUGGAGGCAUUCAAUGGCGCCUAUUACUGAAGAUAAAAUUUUGGAGGCAGUGAAAGCUAUGGAAAAUGAACUGGAGUUAAUUCAUGAUGGCAAUACUCUUCCACCUUCUGGGGAGCUGAUACCUAAUUCUAAUGAUUCAGACGAUGAUAAUGACGAUUUAAGAGAUGACUUUGAUAAGGAGGUUGAAGCAACUUUUCUCAGGGCUGUGCAUGAAAACAUACAAGACGUCCAUUUGACUUUAGAAAUCAACUCUUUGAAGUUGUCAUACAAUAAGAUAACUGCUGAUUGUGCUGGAGCUUUAUUUUAUGCAAUGAUGAAGCAUGCUGUAGACAUGCCUCAUAGUUCAGCUGAUAGCUUGAUUCAGAAUGUAAAUGCCAUAAUUACAAAAUGGAAAAAGGUUCUUAAAUCCUAUCUGAAUGAUAUGGACGAACAGAUCGAAGUGAUUCUAAAGUUUGAAGAAAUGUGUUUGGAAUCUGCCAAGGAGUUUGCUCCAUUGUUCACAAAGAUUUUGCACUACCUAUAUAAUGAAGAUAUUGUAGAAGAAGAUGCUAUUUUGAGUUGGGAAGAUGAGAAAAAGGACGCAGAUGAGUCGGAUAAAGUAUUCGUAAACCAAGCCCAAAAAUUAAUUCAAUGGCUAAAAGAGGCUCCUGAAGAAGACGAUGACGAGGAAGAAUAGAAAGAAUUUUGAGACCAGAAUAUCAAUAUUUUUGUUCAGGUGCUGUACCAUCUUGGGAGCUUAAGAGGGAUUUUUGUGCAUUAAUCUAACCUUUAAAUUCAAGUGUGAUUCUCUUUUCACAUGGAAUUUUUGUUCUUUUUAGUUAGGAUUCAAAUUAGGAAAACACCAGUUGAGUCAUGUAUUUGUUUUAAUAAUUACCUUAAAAGAGACAAAAAGAAAAAGGCUUAUACAAUACAAAUAUACUUUAUUGUUAGAAGAAAAAGGAGAUUAGAUACGAUUGUUUUCUACA
This is a messenger RNA of Vicia villosa (hairy vetch), 2692 nucleotides long. RefSeq lists its product as uncharacterized. Gene Ontology annotation, molecular function: translation initiation factor activity; translation initiation factor binding; guanyl-nucleotide exchange factor activity. NCBI's taxonomy places the organism in Eukaryota, Viridiplantae, Streptophyta, Magnoliopsida, Fabales, Fabaceae. The transcript is spliced from 16 exons. Gene Ontology annotation, cellular component: eukaryotic translation initiation factor 2B complex. The record is from RefSeq and is a predicted model, not a curated record. The coding region runs from base 235 to 2403 and encodes 722 amino acids. Gene Ontology annotation, biological process: biosynthetic process.